AUGUCUUCCUCCUUCACUACUGAGCUUUCGGAUCGAAGGACUCAUGUGCCUCAUCUUCUUCUACUCUUUUCCAUUCCAUUUUCCUCCACUUUCAAAGAAAAGCGGAAGGAGAAAUCUCUGGGACUACAAACAAACUUCAAUAAGAAUGAAAUUGGAAAAGGGAUUCGUGGGUUCAGAUGCAAGGUGCAAUUAAGAGGCUGAAGAGCCUUAUAGAUUCAAAGGACAAGUAUCAGUGUCGCCACUAUUGUUGCCCCUGCACCAAAAUUAACAUCUGAAAUUAAUGGAAACACUGUUUAAGGAGGUACCCAUCCCUUAUAUUUUUCUUAUAAUAUCUGUUUACCAUGACUUUGUAUGAAUGGUAGAAAAAUGCUACUUCAUUGCUAUUCCGCCUACGAAACAAAACCAUACUUGUCUGUGAUGAUAUAAAGAUUAAAGUUGGUUGCUAUUAUGGUUACAAAAAAAAGUAUGUUCACUUUCCUAUAAUGCUAGAAAAAUGGAAGUUGGUUUUGGCUAAAAGAUAAAGUAUGUUGCCUAUAAUGGUAGAAAGAUAUUAUGGAGGACGAAUGUGGAGCUCUAAGAAAGAACCGAAAAGUUCCGUAAGCAAGCUAAUGCAAUAGCCGACUAUCCUACAGAACCACGAUGUUCUUCUUAAACGUAACGUCAAUCAUAGUCACAGCAGAUGCAGCAAAUGACAUUGUACUUCAUGACACGUGACGAGGUCACCUCAUACAGCCUGACAAAACCUCUAUUUUUGUAUAACUUUGACCCCCGCAACGCGGGGGACACUUUUCUAGUUCAGAUUAAGACUAUAAAUUAAGGGAUGAACAAACAAUAUGAGGUGCUAUUUAAUAGGAUCUGAAAUUUUAAGAUUUAGAUUUUUAAGAUGUCUGAAUUUCUAUGA
Molecule: messenger RNA, 901 nt
Organism: Lactuca virosa
Lineage: Eukaryota; Viridiplantae; Streptophyta; Magnoliopsida; Asterales; Asteraceae
Source: the annotation of a GenBank genome assembly